UAAGAAUCGCUUACAAAGCAGAAUACUGUCAUUGUAAAGCUAAUAAAGGAACAAUGCAACCUACUUCGAACACAAGAAAAGCGCAUGCAGGAAAAAUUGGAUCAGCCACCGGUGAGCGCAAAACCAUUUGUAACUAUGUUCCCGAUAAAUUCACAGGAGGAAUUAGAGUCAGUCGAAAAAACUUUAUCGGAAGACAACAAAAAUGAAUACAUCGCAGUUGCUAAGGCCCUAUUGACCCCGGGAAGUUUUAAAAAGAAUCUCAAUAAAAUAUUGGGAGUGGACGUGAUUUUGGAUUACAAUGUUGAUGGCAAACACAACAAGAAGCGUAUACAGGAUUAUCCAAAAAUAAUGGACGUGCUCUUUCAAGCUACUACUAAAGAAGGCUGGAACUACAAAUAUUUUCUUGACGAUCUUAGAAAUGGAUUUAAAUGCGCUAGAAAAAAGCAUUCCAAAUAUAAUUGGUCACAACGGAGGAAGCAUACCGAAGGACCUUCUAUAAAAAUUGAAGAAGUUUUGAUACCGUUCAAUGAAUAAAAACUUAAUUAUACCAAAAAAAUUCUAAUUUUCGGUUUAAUUGGAUUUUAAGUAAUUGGUAAAUAAGUGGGAUAUUUUACGCUACGGAUUCACUCGAAAGAAUCUAAAUAAACAGGGUUGGCAAUCUCACUUUCUAAGUUAAGGCUUCUGUUGUUCCCAAAAGAUGAGCUUUGUAAUAUCCAACUGAAAAUAAGUAAAGUUUUCCUGAUAUUGUGAAUCCAUUUGUCACAGAGGAAAAAGUUAACAGUUUUUUCUAU
This is a messenger RNA of Rhagoletis zephyria (snowberry fruit fly), 791 nucleotides long. RefSeq lists its product as uncharacterized. NCBI's taxonomy places the organism in Eukaryota, Metazoa, Arthropoda, Insecta, Diptera, Tephritidae. The record is from RefSeq and is a predicted model, not a curated record.